Messenger RNA from [Torrubiella] hemipterigena, 1056 nucleotides. The record is from the annotation of a GenBank genome assembly. NCBI's taxonomy places the organism in Eukaryota, Fungi, Ascomycota, Sordariomycetes, Hypocreales, Clavicipitaceae.
CUCUUAUCUUUAAUUCACUCUCAUAAACACCCAUCAUGGUCAAGUCAGUCCUCAUCGCUGCCCUCGCCGCCCAGGCUACUGCCUUCACCAUUGGCCAGCGUGGCUCGGAUAUUGUUGGUGGCAAGGACGCCAAUAUUAAGGAUAUCCCAUACCAGGUCGAGUUUUUCCCUGGCGAAUACCUCUGCGGUGGAACUAUCCUCAACAAGGAUACUAUCCUGACUGCUGGCCACUGUGUCGAGGAUCUGCAAGCGUCUGACAUGACUAUCAAGGUUGGCAGCAGCACUCUUAAUGAGGGUGAACUGCACAACGUGACGAAGUUCUUUGCACACCCCAAGUUCACCGACACAAAUGUCCCUGACUAUGAUGUCGCUAUCCUGAAGCUCGCCACGCCUCUGACCUUUGGCCCCGGCGUUCAGCCUGUCGGCGGCCUUGUAGAUAAGGAACCCUCGGUGGGCAGCAUCGGCCUCGUCUCUGGCUGGGGCCUCAAGAAGGAAAAUGUGCGACCCCCUUCCCCAACGCUCCAGUCUGUUCAGAUUCCUGUUAUCGCGCGCGACAAGUGCGUGAAGAUGUACCAGGCCACCAAGUACAAGCUGCCCGUCACCGACCGCAUGUUCUGCGCCGCAGUGAACGGAAAGGAUUCUUGCAGCGGCGACUCUGGUGGUCCCUUUGUUGUCAACAACAAGCUUGCCGGCGUCGUAUCCUGGGGUGCUGGUUGCGCCCGCGCUGAUGCUCCUGGCGUCUACUCAAACGUUGCUCUGCCAGAGCUGCACGACUUCAUCACCUCGCACAUGUAAAAAGUGACAGGACAAAACACAAAAGUGCAAAUACUGAUAGCAUAGGCCCUUGAAACUAGCAUUGAAUACUAAUAGGAGUACAUGUAUGAAAUAUCUGCCGAUCCUGUCAACAUAUGCUCUACAUGUAAUCCUGUGCACAAAUUUAUAUGUGACGAUUACAGCGUGACUGUGGAAUAUGGUGGAGGAAACAGGCCUGUAACAAGCGGAAACAGGUAUCUAUAUUGGUCUGGCGGAGCGCCACUCAGGAUAUGAACAGAUAAUG